UCUAUCCAAACGUUAUAUUGGUCAAAACAAUAGAAUACAACACAAUAUAUUAAUACUUAGCAUUAUGAAGCAAUACAUAACAACCAUCAUUGUUGUGAAGAAUUGACACAUUGUUUCCAAUAACUGCAGUUUCGCCAACAACUACUCCCGUUGCAUGCUCAAAAGAUUUUGGCAGUAGGAUGAAUGUCAACUGCAAAAACAUGAGAGUCCAAAGCUGAUGCCUGAAACGAAACCGAAAAGAAAAGGCGAGGCGAGAGGCGAUGAAGCGAGCGCCUUAGCUGAGAAAAGGCGAGAAUGUAGGGUUCAUUUUAUAAGCUCUUGUAAAACAUAACUUGCUGCAUUUUCUCUUCAUCUUUGACUGCUGCUACCUGCUACUCUACUGCUGCUCUUCUUCUCUUCAUCUUUGACUGCUGCUACCUGCUACUCUACUGCUGCUCUUCUUCUCUUCAUUUAUCUUUGACUGCUGCUACCUGCUACUCUACUGCUGCUCCUCUUCUCUUCAUCUUUGAUUGCUGCUACCUGCUACUCUACUGCUGCUCUUCUUCAAGGUAAACUUCUUAUCUCUUCUUUUUUUAUCUGUUUUUCUCUGCUGCUUCUUCACUGGUGGGGCUGGGCUUGCUUCUUUUUUCUCUUCUUCUUUUCCAUUUUUUCAGUUCUUCCACUUGCUGCACUUUUUUUGUCUGUUUUGUAAUUUUGUUAGCCUCUUUUUUUUUUUUUUUUUUUGUAAUUUUGUUGAGAUGGAUGUGUGGGCGCCACUAGUGACAGAAUUAGGAAUGAGGCUAUUCGGGACAAGAUGGGAGUGGCCUCGGUGGAAGACAAGAUGCGGGAAGCGAGAUUGAGAUGAUUUGGGCAUGUGAAGAGGAGAGACACGGAUGAUUCAGUGCGGAGUUGUGAGAGGUUGGCCGUGAAUGGUUUCAGAAGAGGUAAGGGUAGGCCGAAGAAAUAUUGGGGAGAGGUGAUUAGACUGGACAUAGCGCAGUUACAGCUUAGCGAGGACAUGACCUUAGAUAGGAGGGUGUGGAGGACCCACAUUAGGAUAGAAAGCUAGUAGAUAAUCUCGUUAUCCUUCCUUAUUAGUAGGCGCAUUAUCGCAGUAUAAUUUCUUGUGCUCUGAUUUCUGCUAUUAUCUGUUAUUCCCUGUAUUUUUAUUAUUCUAUCUUAUCUGUGUCGCUUUCAUUAUUUGCAUAUACAUAUCGCUUUGAAUUUCUUAACCUUAUCUGACCUCUUUUUAUACUUUUUAUUGAGCCGAGGGUCUUUUGGAAACAGCCGUCUUACCUUGGUAGGAGUAAGGUCUGCGUACACUCUACCCUUCCCAGACCCCACGGUGUGGGAUCCCACUGGGUUGUUGUUGUUGUUGUUGUUUCUGCUCUUCUUCAUUUCUUUGUUUUUCCUCUGCUGCUACUCAACUGCUGGGGCUGGGGUUAUUCUUUUUUCUCGUCAUCUUUUCUAUUUUUGUCAAAUCUUCGACUUGCUGCACUUUUCUUCUCUGUUCUGUUAGUAUUUUUUACUCUGUUUUGUAAUUUUGUUGGUUUUUUUUUUUUUUUUUAAUCUUUUGUUCUUCUUCUUUUCUAUGUUCUGUUACUCCCUCUUUUCUAAUUUAUGUCAUACUUUUCGCUUACUAAGAUUCAAACUGCAUGAACUUUGAGCAAUAUUUUAAAAUGUACUUUUUUACCAAAUUUGAUAUGAGAAAAGUUGCAACUUAUAGUACUUUUUAUGUAGUUUUCCAAUAUAUAAAUUUUAAUCUUAAAAUAUUGAGUUAAUCUAAUCCCAUUUAGCUUCAAGUUUAGUCAAAUUGACUCUCGAAAAGCGAAAAGUAUCACAUAAUUGGGACGAGAGGAGUAGUUUUUAUCUAUUAUUUUGCUGUAGCCUGUAGCUGAAAAUAUAUAUUUUUUUUUGUUGGGAUUGUAGUAAAAUAUUGUAGUUUUUUAUUCAAUGGCAUCAAGCCAAAAAAGAGAUGCAUCUUGGGCUUAUGGAACUGCAAUGAGCCAUGGAGGAUCCAUGGUUAAUCUUGUUGAUGAAAAUGAUGAUAUGGAUGAGAAUGACACUGAAGAAGCCAAUGAUAUAUCAAUGGGGCCUCCCUCAAAAUCUCAUAGAAAGUCUUCAACUAGUGACAUUGGAUCAUCCACUGCUAGGACCGUUAAAGGUCCUCUCAAUCUUUAUAUCCCUCAAAAACCAAAUGAAAAAAAGAGAAAAGGUGAAGCUAUUGAUUUAAAUUCUGCCAAGAAGAUUAGAAGGGAGCGCGCUAUAGCUGCUUUUGCAAGAUGGAUAUAUGACGUAGUGCUCCCUUUCAAUAGUGUCAAUUACACCGACAAUUUUGGUGAAUUCAUUAAGGCAGUAGGCCAAUAUGGUCAAGGAAUGAAGCGCCCCACCUAUCAUGAAGUAAAAGUUCCUUAUCUUAAAAAAGAGUUGGAGGAGACAAACAAGAUUAUUGAGGAGCAUAAGGUGCAAUGGCAAAGAUAUGGAUGUUCCAUUAUGAUGGAUAAAUGGAUCGCAAAAAAUGGGAAAAUGAUGAUUAAUGUUUUGGUGAAUUCUCUAAAUGGUAGUGUGUUUCUUGAGUCCUAUGAUGCUAGUGUCUCUUCUACCGAUUCCACCAAAAUGUUUAACUUGUUUGAGAAGACUAUAUUGAAAAUUGGAAAGGACAAUGUUAUACAAGUUGUUACGGAUAACACAAGUGAGAAUGUUAAAGUGGGUCACAUGUUGAAAGGAGUGUUCCCGCACAUUUUUUGGACUCCAUGUGUUGCGCAAUGUAUCAAUAUGAUGUUUGGCGACAUUUUCAAGGAAGCCCCAUAUUCUACAGUUUUUGCUAAGGCUGUUAGGAUACACUCUUAUAUUAGUCAGAGGCCAUUGUUGUUGAACAUGAUGAGGAGAUACACAAACCAAAGAAAUUUGAUGAAACCUGCCAAGACAAGAUUCACAACAACUUUCUUGACUUUGCGUAGUUUUUACUUGCAAAAGAAUAACUUGAGAACCUUAUUCAUGUCAACUGAAUGGAAAGAGAGUAGAUUUGCAAAGGAAGUUCUUGGGCAAGAAGUUGCGACAUUUGUUAUUUCUCCAUUGUUUUGGAAUGACAUUGUUCAAGCACUUAAAGUUUGUGGUCCUUUGAUUACUGUACUUCGUUUGGUGGAUGGGGAGGAAGGAUCACCAAUGGGCUACAUUUAUGAAGCCAUGGAUAGAGCCAAAGAAGCUAUUGAAAAAUCAUUUAACGGGGAAGUGAGAAAAUAUGAGAAAGUUUUUGAGAUCAUUGAUACAAGGUGGACGGAUCACCUUGAUAAACCUUUGCAUGCAGCAGGACAUCUUUUGAACCCGGGGCUCUUUUAUACAAAAAACGAGAGGAAGACUUUAAAUAAACAAGUGUGGGCGGGAUAUCAUGCAUGUGUUGAGAGGUUGGUCCCAGAUGUUGAUUUGCAAGACAAAAUAGGGGAGGAGCUUGGUGUAUAUAUGAAAGCAGAUAGAACAUUUGGAUAUGAUAUGGCCAUUAGAGCCAGAACCAGAAUAUCACCAGUUGAGUGGUGGAUGCUAUUUGGUCAUAGAGUUCCAAACUUGCAAGAAUUUGCUAUUAGAGUUCAAAUUUCAACUUGUAGCUCAUUCAGAUGCGAGAGAAAUUGGAGCGUGUAUGAACAUAUUAAUACUAAGAAGAGGAAUAAGCUUGAGCUAAAGCGUCUCAACGAUCUAGUGUUUGUUAAAUAUAAUAGAACACUGAUACGUCGUUACAAAGCUCACAAUACCAUUGAUCCAAUUAUGUUGGAUAAUAUUGAUGAGGCAAAUAAAUGGUUAAUUGAAGUCCCCCAUAAUCAUGAAAAUGUAAUAUAUGAAGGAGAAGAUCUCACUCAGGGUCAUGUUGCUAUGGCAAGUGGAGUUGAGGAGAAUAUUUAUGGUUUUAGGGGGAGUACUUCAAGGAGCAAGGAAAGAGUCGCUACAAGUUCAAGUGGAACCCUGGCAAGUGAAGUUGAGGAGAAUAUUUAUGAUGAAGAAGAUGAUGACCAAUAUAGUGAAGACGUGUUGACACUUCAAGAGUUUGCAAUUGUUGAAGAAGAAUAGGUGUUGCUCCCUUUGUGAUUUGGUUUUGAAUUUUCUUAAUAUGUUAUGAGAAUUAUUUACUAUCGGUGUUGCAUAAUGUGCUUAUGUGGGUUUAAAUAGCCUUGAGACCUCCACCUUAAUAGCUAGCUUUUGGAAUGUGAGGUGUUACAAAUUGUAUCAUGAGCCACUCACCGCCCUUCGUGCCUGUCGUACCUUGGAUGGUGACACACGGAUUCGGAGCUUGGUGGUUUGUUAUGUCCCACAUCGUUUGUUAUGUCUCACAUCGGUGGGCAUAAUGUGCUUAUGUGGGUUUAAAUAGUCUUGGGCUCUCCCACCUUAAUAAUUAGCUUUUUGGGGUGUGAGUUAGGUCCAAGAUUGUUACAAGCAGUUCUAGUAUCUAUUAUUUACUUUUGGGGUUAUGAUUGUAAAAAUUUCUUCUAUUGAGACUAGAUGGAUGAUAGUAUAUCUAUGGCAAGGCAACGGCUCAAGUAAGAUCAAACUUAUUAUCUGUGAAGGA
Messenger RNA from Lycium barbarum (goji berry), 4534 nucleotides. RefSeq lists its product as uncharacterized. The coding region runs from base 1933 to 4038 and encodes 701 amino acids. Gene Ontology annotation, molecular function: protein dimerization activity. NCBI's taxonomy places the organism in Eukaryota, Viridiplantae, Streptophyta, Magnoliopsida, Solanales, Solanaceae. The transcript is spliced from 4 exons. The record is from RefSeq and is a predicted model, not a curated record.